This is a messenger RNA of Monodelphis domestica (gray short-tailed opossum), 2919 nucleotides long. It is a transcript of the gene STAR, whose product is annotated as steroidogenic acute regulatory protein. NCBI's taxonomy places the organism in Eukaryota, Metazoa, Chordata, Mammalia, Didelphimorphia, Didelphidae. Gene Ontology annotation, biological process: steroid biosynthetic process; regulation of steroid biosynthetic process; intracellular cholesterol transport. Gene Ontology annotation, cellular component: mitochondrion. The record is from RefSeq and is a predicted model, not a curated record. Gene Ontology annotation, molecular function: cholesterol binding; cholesterol transfer activity.
CGGCCACAUUGAGGGGGCUGUGAAGCGUGGGGGGGAGCAGGACGCGGCAGGUCCGCCCCUCCCCUCCCUACCGCUACCCAACCCGGUUCAAGAUGAACUAUAUGCCGGGUACCGCCAGCCUCAUCGAGGACAUUGACACUGCGGACAUUUAAGGAGAGCGCCGGCCGGCAGGAGCCUGAGAGCCGCUGCUGGACGGGGAGGCCAAACCUUGAGAGGCCCAGGAAGCAGCAGCCGAGCUGCCCCGGGAAAGAUGCUUCUGGCUACCUUCAAACUGUGUGCUGGGAGCUCCUACAGGCACUUGCGGAACAUGAAGGGUCUUCGGCAACAGGCCAUCAUGGCCAUUGGCCAAGAACUGAGCAAGAGGGCCAUAGGGGGCCCCACACCCGGAGCGUGGAUCAACCAGGUUCGCCGCCGGAGUUCCUUGCUGAGCUCCCGGCUGGAAGACAGCCUCUAUAACGACCAGGAAAUGGCCUAUCUACAACAGGGGGAGGAAGCCAUGCAGAAAGCCCUGGGCAUCCUCAGCAAUCAGGAUGGUUGGAAGAGUGAGACUGAGAAGGCAAAUGGAGACAAAGUGCUGAGUAAGGUCGUUCCAGAUGUGGGCAAGGUGUUUCGGCUGGAGGUGGAGCUGGACCAGCCGAUGGAGAGGCUUUAUGAGGAAUUAGUGGAACGAAUGGAAGACAUGGGUGAUUGGAACCCCCGGGUCAAGGAGAUUAAGGUCCUGCAGAAGAUUGGGAAGGACACAGUCAUCACUCAUGAGAUCGCUGCCGAGUCACCGGGCAACAUCGUGGGACCCCGAGACUUCGUGAGUGUGCGCUGUGCCAAGCGCCGGGGCUCCACCUGUGUGCUGGCUGGCAUGGCUACUCACUUUGGGGACAUGCCCGAGCAGAAGGGUGUCAUCAGAGCGGAGCACGGUCCCACUUGCAUGGUCCUCCGUCCUGUGACUGGAAACCCCUCCAAGACCAAGCUGACCUGGCUGCUCAGCAUCGACCUCAAGGGGUGGCUACCAAAGACCGUCAUUAACCAAGUUCUGUCCCAGACGCAGGUGGACUUUGCCAACCACCUGCGCAAGCGCCUGAUCUCUGGCUCAGCUCCUGCUGCUGCUCUCAGCUGUUGAAGACCUCCCGACGGCUCCUAAUGGUCCCUUUGAUGGGUCCUUGUCUACGUACCAAUUAGCAAAAACCCAGCUAGGAAAAGCCUGUGUGUGGGUCUGCAUAAACAUCUCCUUUCUAGACCAGUGGAUAAGAGUAGUGAUGAGAGGGGAUUGUGGGGUGGGGGGUGGAGGGAAUUGCUUAGUCUAGCAAAUAAGGGCAAAACUUGCUGAGAUCACAGAGCGCACCAAGAACCAGGAGCCUUCUCUGGUCCAAGUUGGGGUGGUGCUGGAAUAGGUCUGGCAGAGGUGAGACUAGUCCAAGGCUUUCUAAGUCUUCAACUGCUGAAAACAUUUAAAAAUAAUUCUGGCUCCUCGGUGAGACUGAAGCAAGGCGAAGAUGUGAGCAAAGGGUCUCAAGGCUACUAUCUACAUGUGUCAUUUAAUGUCUGUUGGAGGGUCUCGGUUUUCUCCCAUUAAAAAGUCUUGGACUAGAUGACCCCUUUAGCUAGCCAAAUCCAUGGGUUGGAAGGGUAGGGAGACCAAACAAUCAUUUCUUUGGCAAAUGAAAUAGAAGUUCAUGAAUCAGUCAUAAGGGAACUUUUUCAAGUGUGAUGAUGAACACCAAAGAAGUUUUUCAUUUACUAAAAGAAUGUCAAACAGAAAGAGAAAUAAGAAUGCUAAGGAAAGAAAAAGAGAGUUGACCAAAUCUACCAAUGCAGUUAUUUCCCAGAGGCUUAAAGUUGAAAAGGGACUACCCAUUCCUGGUGUAAUAGCAAGAACAUUGGACUUAGACCUAGAAGUCCUAGCUGUGCCACUUGGUUGUUCUGUGAUCUUGGGCAAAUUACCUUCCUUCUCUGGACCUCAGUUUCCUCAUCUGUGAAUAGGAAGGGGUUGGAUCAAAUGUCCCUUUCUAGAGUAAUCUUCCCAUGUUUCUGUUUUGGGUAUUCAAGACAAGUGAACUCAAUGGGUCAGAACUUCAGGGGAGUUUAGGAGAGCAGAUCCAUACUAACAUAUGCCUUUCAUUUAAAAUGCUGUCUAAAUCUAAAAGAUAUAAGCAACCAAUUCUUCGGGUUUCUGAAGCAAAAAUGUCUAUGUUAAUAAAUCAAUGCUUAACUGUUAGGUGGGUGUAGCAAAAUCUCUUUCCAAGUUUCAGGCACUUCUCAAUUAGGGGAGGCUUUGUUAUUGUUAAAAAAAAUUUGCAAGCAACAGAAUAAAUUUGCUCUCAAAUCCUUUCUCCUCUACUUCACAAAACAGAAUAGUUAAGAGAAAGGAAGGUUUGCAUGUGGAAACAAGGCUUUUAUUUAUUCAAAAUACUAGUGAGAAUGUUGCUAUUUAUUGUUUUAAGUUUUACAACACAAGAAGGUAUUUAUUAAUAUUUAUUUUAUUGGAUUAUUCCAAAGAGCAUGAAUUAAACACCAUUCUUGCCUUCAGCAAAAUGUCAUUUUUGACUUGUCUGCCCAAAAUCCAAAGAUCAGAGAGGGAGGCAAAUGUAAUAGCUCACAUUUAUCUAGUGCAUUAAAGUACGUGUGUAACCAACACUGACUUUAAGAGUAAAAAAGACUGCUCAUUUAGAAAAUCUCCAAAGGAAACAAAUGAGGAAAGAUAGCAAUAUGAAUGCUAGUUUAGAGAAAGGAGAGAAAAUUCCUCAAGAGAUGGGCCCAGGCUUUUCAGCAUAACCAAAAGUGGUGGCAUUUCAAGGAUCAUGGGACUUCCAGGUGGGGAGGCACUUCUUCAGCUGUCUCCAAAAAUUGUAACCAUGCUUGAAAUCUUCUGAGACGGUUUAAAGAUUAUUUUAAUUUUGGUUUGGAAUAAAGCAAUCUUUUUAAUGA